Messenger RNA from Chionomys nivalis (European snow vole), 1950 nucleotides. RefSeq names its product coagulation factor XIII B chain (gene F13b). The transcript has 11 exons. The record is from RefSeq and is a predicted model, not a curated record. Bases 1 to 1950 code for a protein of 649 amino acids. Lineage: Eukaryota; Metazoa; Chordata; Mammalia; Rodentia; Cricetidae.
AUGAGGUUGAGAUACUUGCUAUUUAUUUUUAUAUUAUUCAUCUUAGGAGACGUCUAUGCAGAAGAGAAGCAGUGUGAUCUUCCUGCCGUGGAAAAUGGAAGGAUUGCCCAAUAUUAUUAUACAUUUAAAAGCUUUUACUUUCCAAUGGGUAUAAACAAAACACUAUCAUUCUUUUGCCUGGCUGGCUAUGCAACCGAAAGUGGAAAGCAAGAAGAGAAAGUCAGGUGUACAGCAGAAGGCUGGUCUCCAAAGCCAAGGUGCUUCAAAAAAUGCCUGAAGCCUGUCCUAAGGAAUGGUUAUGUCUCCGAUGGGAAAGUCCUGUACAAAAUUCAAGAGUCCAUGCGCUAUGGUUGCACUUCGGGAUAUAAAACCACUGGAGGAAAGAAUGAGGAGGUGGUCCAGUGUCUUCCUGAAGGAUGGUCUUCUCCACCGUCCUGCAGGAAGGAGCAAGAGACGUGCUUGGCCCCUGAGUUGUAUCAUGGGAAUUAUUCCACGAUACAGAGAAUAUUCAAAGUGAAGGACAAAGUGCAAUACUCCUGUGCUGCUGGCUACUACACCACUACGGGGAAGCAGUCUGAGGAAGCAGAGUGCCACGCACACGGGUGGUCUUUCACACCACAGUGCAACAAAUUAAUGUGCUCUUCUUUGAGAUUAAUAGAAAAUGGCUACUUUCAUCCUGUAAAGCAAACCUAUGAAGAAGGAGAUGUAGUUCAAUUUUUCUGUCAUGAAAAUUAUUAUUUAAGUGGAUCUGAUUUAAUUCAGUGCUAUAACUUUGGCUGGUAUCCAGAAUCUCCCAUAUGUGAAGGAAGAAGAAAUCGAUGUCCUCCUCCGCCUGUGCCUCUACAUUCCAAAAUUCAACCACAUUCAACAACUUACCGCCAUGGGGAAAGAGUGCGCAUAGAAUGUGAACUUAAUUUUGUGAUUCAGGGUUCAGGAGAACUACUCUGUGAAAAUGGAAAGUGGACAGAACCUCCCAAAUGCAUUGAAGAGAAAGAGAAGGUAGCCUGUGGACAACCACCCUCCAUUGAAAAUGGCGCUGCACAAACACACUCCGAGAUUUACUUCAGUGGAGAUAAAGUGACAUACAGGUGUGAAGGGGGCUACUAUCUCCGGGGAUCAAGUACAAUAACUUGUAGUCGUGGCCAGUGGACGCUGCCACCUGAGUGUGUUGAAAAUAAUGAGAAUUGUAAGCCUCCACCUGAAAUAGCAAAUGGUGCUGUUGUUGAUGGGUUACUGGCAAGUUACACAACAGGAUCCUCCGUGGAGUACAGAUGCAAUGAGUAUUACCUAUUGAGGGGAUCAAAGGCAUCUCGCUGUGAACAAGGAAAGUGGUCAUCUCCACCAGUUUGCUUGGAGCCAUGCACUAUUGAUGUGGAUCACAUGAACAGAAACAACAUACAGAUGAAGUGGAAAUAUGAGGGCAAGGUUUUACAUGGAGACCUAAUAGAUUUUGUGUGUAAACAGGGAUAUGACUUGUCUCCGACAACCCCACUGUCUGAGGUGUCUGUGCAGUGCAAUAGAGGAGAUGUGAGAUACCCCGUGUGUGUUAGAAGAGAAUCCAAAGGGAGGUGUGCAUCUCCUCCGGUGAUAAGAAAUGGAGACAUUGUUAGUUCAGCAGCCAGCACCUAUGAAAACGGCUCCUCAGUAGAAUACCGGUGUUCUGAGAACCAUUUCCUGCAAGGGUCCAGGGAGGCCUAUUGUGUAGAUGGAGUGUGGACCACACCACCGUUGUGUUUAGAACCUUGCCCAUUGUCGUUUGUUGAAAUGGAUAAGAAUUAUUUACAGCUGAAAUGGAAUUUUGACAAUAGACCACUCAUUCUCCAUGGCGAGUAUAUUGAAUUUAUGUGUAAGAGAGAUGCAUACAUAACUGAGACAUCUAUUAGUGAGUCUGAACUUCGAGUGCAGUGUGACAGAGGAAGGCUGAAAUAUCCAAAGUGUACUCCAAGAUAA